Molecule: messenger RNA, 3139 nt
Organism: Mugil cephalus (flathead mullet)
Lineage: Eukaryota; Metazoa; Chordata; Actinopteri; Mugiliformes; Mugilidae
Product: casein kinase I
Exons: 11
Coding region: 253-1506 (417 amino acids)
Biological process (GO): signal transduction; peptidyl-serine phosphorylation; endocytosis
Cellular component (GO): cytoplasm; nucleus
Molecular function (GO): ATP binding; protein serine/threonine kinase activity
Source: RefSeq, a predicted model, not a curated record
CACACACGCCGUGAAGCGACGCGGAGAGGAGGAGAGACCUGCUGCGGCUCGUGCUGCUGCUGCUGCCGCCGGAGCUUCUUCUCAGGGACCAUUAACAGGGAGGACUGAGCUUAGAGCUGGGAGGAAUGAACGCCGCCACAAUCCGCUCCCAUCCUCCUCUACCCGGGCCCCUGUCCCACUGACAACCACUGGAUCACGACCUCCGCCGAACCAGCUCUCGGACGAACAUAAUAUCGGUGACAUCUUGCAACCAUGGAGCUGAGAGUGGGGAACAAGUACCGGCUCGGGCGAAAGAUAGGGAGCGGUUCCUUCGGAGACAUUUACCUCGGUGCCAACAUUGCCACCGGUGAGGAAGUGGCCAUCAAGCUGGAAUGUGUCAAGACCAAACACCCACAGCUGCACAUCGAGAGCAAGUUCUACAAGAUGAUGCAAGGAGGAGUGGGUAUUCCAUCCAUAAAGUGGUGCGGUGCAGAGGGAGACUACAACGUCAUGGUGAUGGAGCUUCUCGGCCCCAGUCUGGAGGACCUCUUCAACUUCUGCUCUCGGAAGUUCAGCCUAAAAACUGUCCUGCUUCUGGCAGAUCAGAUGAUCAGCCGCAUCGAGUACAUCCACUCCAAGAACUUCAUCCAUCGAGACGUGAAGCCCGACAACUUCCUGAUGGGCCUCGGCAAGAAGGGCAACCUGGUGUACAUCAUCGACUUCGGCCUGGCCAAGAAGUACCGGGACGCCCGCACGCACCAGCACAUCCCCUACAGGGAGAACAAGAACCUGACGGGCACCGCGCGCUACGCCUCCAUCAACACGCACCUGGGAAUCGAGCAGUCCAGACGUGAUGACCUGGAGUCCCUCGGCUACGUCCUCAUGUACUUCAACCUGGGCUCGCUCCCGUGGCAGGGCCUGAAGGCUGCGACCAAGAGACAGAAGUACGAACGCAUCAGCGAGAAGAAAAUGUCCACGCCCAUCGAGGUUCUGUGCAAAGGUUACCCUUCCGAGUUCUCCACGUACCUGAACUUUUGCCGUUCACUUCGCUUCGACGACAAACCCGACUACUCGUACCUACGACAGCUCUUCAGGAAUCUGUUCCACCGACAGGGCUUCUCUUACGACUACGUCUUUGACUGGAACAUGCUCAAAUUUGGUGCCAGUCGGACGGCUGAGGACGGGGACCGGGAGAGGAGGGCGGGGGACGACAGGGACGAGCGGAUCGGAGGAGCCCCCAGGGGGUCUGCGUCCCGGGGCCUCCCUCCAGGUCCCAAUCCUGGAGCUCCCAACAGGGUCAGGAACGGGCCGGAGCAAGCCAUCUCUAACCCCGCCUCACGGGUGCAGCAGUCCGGCAACACGUCGCCACGCGCGAUCUCUCGUGCGGAGCGGGAGAGGAAGGUGAGCAUGCGGCUCCACCGCGGGGCUCCCGCCAACGUAUCGUCCUCUGACCUCACGGCGCGUCACGACCAGUCGAGAAUUUCUACGUCACAGGUCAGCGUGCCGUUUGAGCACAUGGGGAAGUAGAAGUCUGUGGCACUGCAUGCACAUGAAACUGACAGGGCUGCAAGGUCUGUUCAUGGCUACGGUUUCUUUUCCUUUUCCUUUCACCUUGUUUUUAUGAAAAGAUGAUCGCUAAUGGACACGUUGGAGAAGGACAGUAAAUCUGAAGGAUCCAGGAAAAUACAUGAAGGUGUCAAACAGGCUUCUUUCUCUCAUGAAUCGCCACAACACAACACAACAGAAGGAAAACGACAGCGCUGCACCCCGGGCCUCCUCCUCCUCGAAAAGUUCUCUUAAAACUCCGACAAAAUGUGAAGAACUGUUGGCAUCUAAGGGGUGAAAAGGCAUCAGGGAAUGACUGAAAAAGGCUUAAUUAACAAAAAAAAAAUCUUAAAAUUCUUUUUGAAAGACGGCUAGAAGACGUGAGGACAUGCAGGUGAGCGGACAGUGGACACACAGGAGGACGUAAAGGACAAGCAAGUGAUGUUUUAGCUGUUGUAAAGUUUCCGGUGAAGUAGCGAUCAUCAUCUCUUUUGUGAUGAUUUCCUCAAAACUUAGCCAUCAGUCUUCACCGCCCCUUACUUUGCCUGUUUGUUUUUUUUUUUUUUUAAGUGUUUGGUUUUAAUGUUAGUGGGUAAAGUGUGAUAAUACAAAGACAACACUCCUGCGUCUUGAGGGAAAAACCUCAGGAAAAUUCGACCAGAGACCACAGCUGCCGAUUUUGGCUAACAACCCGUGGCUGCAAUUUUUACGAUAGUUCUUAAUGUUACCGUUUUUUUUUUUAAUUCUUUUGUUAUUGGAGAUAACGGGGGCAGGCUCUGUUUGCGGGGGGGGGGGGGGCAUCUAAUUAUUUUUGUUUGUUUACUCACUGUAAAUAUGUUUUUUUGUUUUUUUUUAUUUCAACGUAAAGCCAAAUGUGGUUGUUUUUUUUUUUUUUUUUGUUUGUUUUAAGAUGUAAAGUAGAAAAACGUAUACUAAUGGGGGGAAUAGGGGCUGAAUUAUUUGUGGGGGGGGUAUUUAAAGUACAUCUGUGGGUCGGGCUCUUGUUGCUGUGCCAGCUGGGUCAUCCAUCAUUUUGUGUAUGUGUGUACGAGCGAGAGUGAAGCUGAAUCCCUUCUAAGAAACUCACGUUCUGUGUUUGAAUGCGGUUUGUUUUAUCUUAGUCUCUAUUUAUGUCGUUUUAUUCUCCUGUCCUUUUUUAUUCUUGAUUUUCCACUAUUGUAACUUAUUAGAAUUCCCUUUGUUUCCUCUUUCUCCUUCUUCUUCUUCUUCUGUUCCAACUCAAACACUUUUAGGGCUUUUCCCUUCUGCAAAAACUGAACACGCCAAUAGUUUGAUGUCACCUUUUUGUUGUUAACCUCCAGCAACCUCGAAGAUGUCAUUCAGAAGACGGAUGCAAUUGCAGGGAUGUGUAAAUAGCCGUGUGCUGUGUGUGUGUGUGUGUGUGUGUGUGUGAUUACCUUUGUACAGGCCACCGUGGACCCAGUGGCACCAGAACUGUGCGGUGUUGGAAGAGGAAGAGGCGAUUUUUGGGGGAGGGUGGGAUUUCACUUUAUGUAUUGUGUACUGAUAUCAUGUACAGUUCUUUUAACACACUUUAUUUACAGUAUUUGUGUAUAUUUUAUGAAGUAAUAAAACUUAAUAACGUUGCUGACAA